Messenger RNA from Xiphophorus couchianus (Monterrey platyfish), 1298 nucleotides. RefSeq names its product 3-hydroxyacyl-CoA dehydratase 1 (gene hacd1). Gene Ontology annotation, biological process: fatty acid elongation; sphingolipid biosynthetic process; very long-chain fatty acid biosynthetic process. Gene Ontology annotation, molecular function: 3-hydroxyacyl-CoA dehydratase activity. Gene Ontology annotation, cellular component: endoplasmic reticulum membrane. The transcript has 7 exons. The record is from RefSeq and is a predicted model, not a curated record. The coding region runs from base 51 to 779 and encodes 242 amino acids. NCBI's taxonomy places the organism in Eukaryota, Metazoa, Chordata, Actinopteri, Cyprinodontiformes, Poeciliidae.
ACCCCAGCUGUCAGCUCCCUUCCUGACUUCCCCACCCUGCCCCCGGUGCCAUGGCGUCCAGCGAGGAGGACGGCACGGUGGAGGAGAAGGAAAACAACAACAAGAAGAGAACGAAAAGCGCCCUCAUAACCGCAUGGCUCACUUUCUACAACAUUGCCAUGACAGCCGGGUGGCUGGUUCUGGCAAUCACAAUGAUGCGCUUCUACAUUCAGAAAGGCACACACAAGGGUCUCUACAGAAGUAUAGCAAGGACACUCAAGUUUUUCCAGACCUUUGCAUUAGUUGAGGUGGGACAUUGUGCCGUUGGAAUUGUGAGGACUUCUGUGAUUGUAACUGGGGUUCAAGUGUGUUCAAGGAUUUACAUGGUUUGGUUCAUCACCAGUAGCAUCAGACAGAUCCAGAACGAAGAAAGUGUAAUCCUGUUCCUGGUCGUGUGGACUGUGACAGAGAUUACCAGAUAUUCUUAUUACACAUUCAACCUGCUCCACCAUCUGCCAUACUUCAUCAAAUGGGCCAGAUACAACUUCUUCAUCGUCUUGUACCCACUGGGAGUCGUCGGAGAGCUGCUCACCAUUUACGCUGCUCUGCCAUUCGUGCGCAGGUCUGGAAUGUACUCCAUGAGGCUCCCCAACAAAUAUAAUGUGUCGUUCGACUACUACUACUUCCUCAUCAUCGUCAUGCUGUCCUACAUCCCACUCUUUCCUCAGCUCUACUUGCACAUGCUGCGGCAGAGGAGGAGGGUGCUCCACGGUGAAGUCAUAGUGGAGAAGGAUGACUAAAUGUGCACCACCUCAUCCGUUGAGCCAGCCUGCCUAAACAUCACCCUCACCUGACCUCCGCUCCACCCACUCACCCCCAACACAUCUCACCUUUUCUUUUUGGCUGUUGGCAUUCUUAACUGCACGGGACCCAAGAAGCAGCUGACAACCUGCCUGACAACCAGCAAUGAUGAUGAUGAUGAUGAUGAUGACGAAAACUUGGAUAAAUUCCUGUUUGAAUGGUUAUUUGGCAAGAUGUUUACAGUUCUGGAGUUGUGUCUCAGCUCUGAGAGAUCUGGAUUCCUUCAUUCACCCACUGGCUUUACCCCAUCUCAUUGCACCGAAGAGAAACUGAGCCACAUCACUGCGUCAUGACAGGAAACAUGAGAAGAAACGUGGAAGGAAGAUUGUACGUUGUGUGCUCUGAAUUGUCCCUCAGCCCAACUAAUUGGCAGAUUUUAAAAACUAUGUGGCUGCACAGAUCAUGGUUCAAAAAGUUAAAUCAUACCUCAACAAUAAAUCUACAUUUAGACAAAUGUG